CAAUCAUGGGUGUAUCAACGGAUAAUAUGUCCAAGGAGACUAAACAAAGCGAAACCAGCUCCAGCGAGCGACCACCGUCAUACUCGGAUGACCCAGUAGCGCAACUAUCUGCGGAGUUAAAGUUAAACCUCCAAGUAUCAUCUGAUACCAAGUCUAUCAGUCGGGACGAAUGUGUCGCACAUCUCAAGUUCCUAGCCGUACUCGCAGAUCUGCGUGAGAACAUCUCUGGUGAUGAUGGACUCUUUGGUAUCAAUGAUUUUGAAGCCGAUAGAUUCCCCGAGUCGAUCAAUGAAGCGCGGGCUCGAAUCCGCGAAAAGCGCUGGGCUGUGUACACGGCUCGUGCGGUUGAUCGAUAUACUGUAUGGUGGGCUACUGGCCUCCCACGGUCAAGACCCAACGCAAGCUUGAGUGACGUGGAAAGUGCGGACUAUGAGAAUAUCAUCAACCCAAAGACUCUAGUGGCAUGGAGUCCCGACAAUCUGCCUCCAAUCGAUAUUUUGAUGGUCUGGCAUGCUCAUUCAUUGAAUCCUCGCAACUAUCUCGAGGAUUGUAUCCGAUAUGGCAAAAUGAGCACUUGGAAGACGGGCUUUCCCUGGGAGGUGAUUGACAGCUGUAUUGACAACCGCAAGCUGGAAUUCACAGUCUCCGACGAGGCCCAGAAGAUAUUCGAGCAAAAGCUGAACAUCAGAUGGAACAAUCUGCACGACCCGCCUACCAAGAGCAUUCAGUGCCCUAGCUGUGUAAAUAUCUUCCCCGUUCAGUGGACAGAAGGUCUCUUCGGAGAGACAGUCGAGAAUGCCUUCAGGUUUGGCGAUGGCUACGCGGACAACUCAUUCCAAAAAGCAUGCUCUCAUUGCCAUUACACAAUCGACCAUGGCCGGCUCAAGGUGGCUAAGUUCCGAAGGGAUCUUGAAGCAACAAUACAUGCCGAUAUCCCCAUGCCCGGCUCGUUUACCAAUCUCCAUGGGAUUCCCGAAGGCCCUACCGACAAGCUCAACCAUCCGAGUCUCCGACACAUGCUUUUCCCCACAAGACUCAUGCAAGCCAUCGGACCAGAAUUGCUGAACUUCACCGAUCCCCGAGUGGACUGGUGCAAGGACAUCCAAGACUUACGAAAAGAGCUUGAGCCCAAACUAAGAGACCGAAAAGCCCUACUCGAAGCCCACGGAGGUGCAUACAUCAAAAGACUCCGACCCGCCGAGCGAAUCCAUUUCCGCCGCCUAAUGUCCCGCUACUGGGACAACCUAGGCCCUUUCUCGCUGGACCUAGUAGGCGCAGUGAUCCGACAGGGAACCUUCAUCUCGAAAAUGGACCAAAUCGACUGGCUGCAUUCACCAACCGUAAUGGAAACAAUGGACCGGCUAAUCAAGAAAUACGAAAUAUUCUUCUCAAUAAUGAUGAACUGGCCCAAAAACAUGGCCGUCCCAACCCUCGACGUCGACCUAGCCUGGCACACCCACCAACUAAACCCGUCCCGCUACUACACCUACAGCACGAAACAAGCAAACAAAGCCGGCGUCCGUGUCUUCAUCGACCACGACGACAAAGUCGACGAAGACAAAUUAUCCGACGGCUUCAGCUGGACCAGCAAAACAUACCGCCGCAUCACCAACGGCGCCGUCUACUCCGAAUGCACAUGCUGGUACUGCGAAGCAAUACGCACACCCGAUCUCUACGACCGUGUUAUAACUGUCGGCUCGGCGUCUCGCGCGCGCGACGCCGCAGACUCAUUACACGACCGUCCAGAUAUCUCCUCCGACCCAAAUAAGAACCCGCACAUCUCGGCGCACAACGCCGUUCGUCCGACUUCGCUGUACGCCCCGACGGAUCGGCUUGGAUCUGUGCAUUAUCUGCAGCUCAAGUCUAAUUAUCAGAAGGCUGCAAGGAGGGCUGAGAAGCGGGUUCGUCAGCGUUCGGGCUCUAAGUCUUCUAUUUCUACUUUUACUUCAGAUAAGGAAAAGGAGAAGGGCAGGGAUAGGGCUCUCGCUGCGGAUCCGUAUUAUAUGCCCUAUGCCUAUGGGUAUCCGAUUUUCGUGCCGUAUUAUGCGCCCUAUAUGGCGGAUCCGUGUAUCAAUUCUGAUGUCUACGCUUCUAAUCCUGGUUGUAUGAGUACGACUUCUGGGGCUGCUGGAAAUUGUUGUUCUGGUACUUGUGGUGGCGCUGUAGCCGCAGGUGGAUGCGGUGGAGGGGGAUGUGGCGGAGCAGGUGGAUGUGGUAGUAGCGGAGGCGGAUGUGGCGGCGGCGGCGGUUGUGGAGGCGGUGGUGGUGGAGGUGGAGGUGGAGGCUGUGGCGGCGGUGGUGGUGGUGGAUGUUGA
Molecule: messenger RNA, 2315 nt
Organism: Penicillium canescens
Lineage: Eukaryota; Fungi; Ascomycota; Eurotiomycetes; Eurotiales; Aspergillaceae
Exons: 5
Coding region: 6-2315 (769 amino acids)
Source: RefSeq, a predicted model, not a curated record